CUGUCGUUGUCUGAAGUCGUGGGCAAAGUGGUUUGCAACGCGAAAACGCUCCUAAUAAACGCUUGUGCUCUUCUUCUACCCAAAUCAACAAAACUUUUUGUUGGUAGUAAAAUUUUUCUGGGUUUACCAUAAAUCUCAAGAAAAAUAAGAACUUGAUGGGAGAAUAAGAAGGGGAGGCAUAAUUGAUUGAAUAAGCUUUGAAUUGUCGGUAAAUAGUGAUAGAUGGAUUCAAAUCAAGAACUACCGGAGGGAACGGUACAGAACAUCCUAGACCAGGAAAGUCUCAAGUGGGUUUUUGUGGGAGGGAAAGGUGGAGUUGGAAAGACAACUUGCAGCUCUAUAUUGUCAAUUCUUCUUUCCAGAGUCCGAUCUUCUGUGCUUAUCAUAUCUACCGACCCUGCCCACAAUCUCAGCGAUGCCUUCCAACAAAAAUUCACCAAGAAUCCUAUCCUUGUCAAUGGCUUCUCCAAUUUGUAUGCCAUGGAAGUUGAUCCAACAGUGGAGAACGAAGAAACAGCUAGUUCAGAUGGGAUGGACGGUUUUUUGUCUGAUCUAGCGAAUGCAAUUCCUGGAAUAGAUGAGGCCAUGAGUUUUGCAGAAAUGCUUAAAUUAGUGCAAACAAUGGAUUAUUCCGUUAUAGUAUUUGAUACAGCUCCAACUGGACAUACACUUCGUCUGUUACAAUUUCCAUCGACAUUAGAGAAGGGUCUGGCCAAGAUGAUGAGCUUAAAAAGUAAAUUUGGUGGUUUGAUAAGCCAGAUGUCACGUCUCUUUGGUGCUGAUGAUGAAUUCGGCGAGGAUGCAAUUCUUGGAAAGUUGGAAGGCAUGAAAGAUGUGAUUGAACAAGUCAAUAAGCAGUUUAAAGAUCCAGACUUAACUACAUUUGUUUGUGUUUGCAUCCCUGAAUUUCUCUCUCUGUAUGAAACUGAAAGACUCGUUCAGGAACUCACCAAAUUUGAGAUAGAUACACACAAUAUUAUUAUUAAUCAAGUACUGUUUGAUGAAGAAGCUGUGGAAUCCAAGUUACUAAAGGCUAGGAUGCGGAUGCAACAAAAGUAUUUGGAUCAAUUCUACCUGCUAUACGAUGAUUUUCACAUUAGCAAGUUGCCCUUGCUGCCACAAGAGGUUUGUGGGGUUGAAGCACUGGAAUCAUUUUCACGCCAUUUUCUAUCACCAUAUCAACCUUCCCUUGUUCGAGGAACUGUGGAAGAGUUACAGGAGAGGAUAUCAGUACUGAAAGAACAGUUGAAAGAUGCUGAAGCGCAAUUAGAAAAAAUCAGAAAAGGGAAACAGAAGGUUUGAUUGAAAAGAAAAAGAAUCAGAAAAGGGUGCAUUUAUGGGCCAAUAUCGUCAGUCACAAAAGCAUUCUGUGCUUUUGUUGGAUUUUUCAGACCGUUCAGAUGCAUAAACUUUUUUUGAUUGUCAUUAUCUUUAUUAAAUUGAUGCAUAAACUUUAGUCAUAUAAGUUAUUUGUACCCUUCAGGCAGAAAUACUUUUCAUAUAUUGAAUGUGUUGUAGCUUAGCCAAACAGAAUUGUAGAUUUUCCAUGGACAUCAAUUUUGAUUAAGCAUCUCGGAAUAAUUUUUGUUGCUC
Messenger RNA from Coffea eugenioides, 1593 nucleotides. RefSeq names its product ATPase ARSA2. Gene Ontology annotation, molecular function: ATP binding; ATP hydrolysis activity. Bases 223 to 1302 code for a protein of 359 amino acids. Gene Ontology annotation, cellular component: GET complex. The transcript is spliced from 7 exons. Gene Ontology annotation, biological process: post-translational protein targeting to endoplasmic reticulum membrane. Lineage: Eukaryota; Viridiplantae; Streptophyta; Magnoliopsida; Gentianales; Rubiaceae. The record is from RefSeq and is a predicted model, not a curated record.